Messenger RNA from Amaranthus tricolor (Joseph's coat), 845 nucleotides. RefSeq lists its product as uncharacterized. The record is from RefSeq and is a predicted model, not a curated record. The coding region runs from base 198 to 602 and encodes 134 amino acids. The transcript has 4 exons. NCBI's taxonomy places the organism in Eukaryota, Viridiplantae, Streptophyta, Magnoliopsida, Caryophyllales, Amaranthaceae.
AUUAUUAUUAUUAUUAUUAUUAUUAUUAUUAUUAUUGUUAUUAUCUAUCUUACACUAAACAAACACUCAAGAAAUAAGAUACCCUAGCUAGCUACCUUCUUUAGAAUUUCUUGAACUUAAUUAGUUUUCCUUACAUACAAUAAGACAUUCAUCUUUGAAUCACCAACAUUUUCAUCAACAUCAUCAUCAUCUUCACCAUGUCAAUUGUUGCUCAUAUUAUGGCCAUGUUACUAGUACUUCCUAUGCAUGCAUGGAGUGCAAGGCAUACUUUUGAUCUUGUUUCCUAUAACAAGGAUGAUAUAGAGAAAACAAAGCUAGCACAUGAAAUGGAGAUCAAGGGAUCUCUUGUUUUUAAGGACACUAAAGCAGCAUCUUCAGAGUUAACUCAAGUCACAUCAAGUGCAACUUUGGACAAGAACACAAGCCAAGUGAUGGAAAAACAGGGUUUGAAAGGCCGAAGUCCAAGAUCAAUGAUGGAAUCCGAGUCAGAAGAUGAGACCAAAGAGGCAACUAAUCCAAAUGAAGGCGAAGCUGUGGAAGACGCCGUGGUGAUGGAUUAUGUUUCUCCCCAUCGCAAAUCUCCAAUCCAUAACCAUCAUUAAUCCUUAAUUAUCUUCUAUGUUUGAUAAUUGAUAUCUUAAACAAAGUUUACAUGUAAACUUAAUUAGGUUAUGUAAUUCCCUUCUUUUGAGUUUGUUUUUCAAACCAUAUACUAUAUUCAGUAACAGGAGCAAAGCUACAUAAUCAAGUGGAUCUACUCAUGAACCACACUUUUUUUCUUCAGAAAUAUAUAAUAAAUAUUAAUAUACUUAUAGUGUAUAGUGAAGUGUUCAUUUUUGCCUAUA